Messenger RNA from Temnothorax curvispinosus, 4022 nucleotides. RefSeq names its product integrator complex subunit 3 homolog. Lineage: Eukaryota; Metazoa; Arthropoda; Insecta; Hymenoptera; Formicidae. The record is from RefSeq and is a predicted model, not a curated record. The coding region runs from base 783 to 3809 and encodes 1008 amino acids. The transcript has 9 exons.
GUGAGACUCACCGUCGCACAAUCGAGACUGGAGAAAGGAAGAGUCGCUGGACGGUCGAGUUUUCGUCGCCCGGGGCGAACCCGAAAGUGUUUUCGCUGCUCAAUCAGAAAGUACUGGACCAUGACGAAAGAUCGGCAUCGAUCGAACAACAAGAAAAUAUCGAGAGAAGAAGUGGGUUCCUUCUUGUUGACGUUCACCGGCCUGCUUGGUGGCAGUCUCCCACUUGACGGACCCCGAGAACUCUUCCCGCGUCGCGGAGAAGUAAAACUCACGGACGUUUUCCGAUCUCCAACAGUCCCGAACUCGUCCCCGUCGACGUGCGAACUCGUUAGGCCCCGCAACUGGUAUAGCUGGCGUAUCAGCUCAGCCUCUUCCUGAUCUCGUCUCUUCCUGAACACGGGAAGGAAGGAAGGAAGGAAGGAAGUCGCCGCGGUGAAUUCAAUGCCUGGCAUCCCCUGGACGCGAGAGGCGCUUCUCCCGCGUGAUUAAGCGCGAACACGACCGAUAAGAUCGAAGAGGCUAAGAACAAACGUCAAAACAAUAGGGAGACCUCGCGUCUGAUCUCACGAGUGAGAUUAUUUUAAGGGGAAGGCGGAUUCAUCUUUAUUUAUACAAGGAUCGUCGACCGAGAUAGGCUACCGAGAGAGAAUUUGUAAAUUAAUACAGGCGAGAGAGGGUUCUCUCUGAUGUACCGGUGGUGAAAUUCGAAAGAAGAAUACAACGGGUGCUUCGUCAUAGUGUAGACGUUGAUUUAGAGCCAGGAACGGAAUUCAUCCUCCGUGAUGAGGCAGAGAUACUUCUUGUGUUUUCUGUGGACCGCGUUGACACUGCGGGGAGACAUCCUCGUGGCGGCUGAGGCCGAUCCUGCAAUUUUAAACGGCGCCGACUUACCCCAUCUUCAACAGGGUCGCAUUGUGAACGAUCCGCGACCUCGUCUCUCGGCUUCUCAGCAAGCCCAGAUACUGAGCGAUGUGCAACAGCACCAGCAACAGUACCGGCAACGUCCCAUUCAAGAUUUCAAGAAUCCGCGGGUUUCCUCGUUCGAGCAAGCACAAUCGAGCACGCCGUACUCCUCCCUGGCCAAGUACAAAGUUGAUCGAGCGAAACAACAGUUGCAACAGUUGCAGCAGCAGCAACAACAAGUGCAACAGCUUCUGCAACAACAACAACAGAAGAUUGCCCAGCAACUCGGUACUUCGAACUUCGUGAACGGUGGCAGCGGCGGUGGCAGCGGCGGCGUGCAAACGCCACAAUACCAGCAACGGCAGCAAUACCAGCAACAACAAUACAAUCAGUACAAUCAGAAUGGCUUCCAAAAUCUUCAACAGGACUUGUCGCAACCGCUGUUCAGCGAUCAGCAGACGGUACAGUUACAGGAAUAUCUGGAGAAGCAGCGCGAGCUGGAGCUGCUCCAGAAGCAACGGCAGCAGCUGCUGUACGAGCAACAGGAAUUGCGCAGGCAGCAGGAACUGCUGCGACUUCAGCAACUCCAGAGGCUCACUUCCACUACGCCACUUCCACCUACCGCGACAUCGAUCCCGAUCACCGUUAGCACCACUUCCUCACCGUUGUUGCUAUCUUCGCCGUCGGCGCGACGUAUCACGCCGUCGGAAGCGGAGCUUUUCCUUAAAGCAAUUGCUAGCCAUCAGAAGAAGUAUACGACGACAGCAGCAAGCACGACUACAACGACCACUACCACGCAACCACCUCCGCCAUCCAGACGUCUGAUUACCUCUAAUGCUCAUCAGGAGACAGAUAUACCGGAGAACUUGCUCAGCCUGCUUCAGGGUCAAGAGAGUCAAUUGUUGCAGCAAGGUAAACCGAAGCCGCAGAUCAAGGUGAUCUAUCAGACCGAUAAACCCAGCACGACGAGACAGACUUCCAGCGGCAGAAGCAGGAACUCUCCACAGUCUGAGCGGGAAUUGUUGCUGAAGCAACUCAAACUCGCUCUAUCUCAGUCCGGCGAUGACGAUGACGUUGUCAGGAAUGUCACUACCAGGGAUCUGAUACUACCGAACGGCAAGAAGAUUCAGGUUAUUCACGCGCCGAACGGUUUAUCAUCCAUCGCAUCGAGUUCCACUAUUCAGACGUCAGCUAUACCGUCCUCGACGACCACCAUCAAGCCUCCGAAGGCGCUCUUCGAGGAGCUGACAAAGGGCGGCGUACUGCCACCGGGUGCCGAUUUCGAGAUCAUCCGGCAGAAGAGCGACGGCAGGCUCGAGGAGAUCGGCAAGACGCCGAUAAUCCAGAAUCUACCGGCGAAGAAAGUCACGUUCGUUUUGUUGGAGGAACAGCCGGACGGCAGUUACAAGGUGCAGGGUAUCAAGGGUAACGCCAACGACAAGGAGAGUGGCACCGACGUCGAGUCCAUCGUCGAGAAGAUCAAGAAGGGCGAGCUGAAGUUGCCGCCCAGCUCGCUCGGACCGACCACGCAAUCGUCUACGCUAGAACAUCUCGAGUCCAGCAUCGAUCCGAAUCUGAUAGUGUCCACUGGUACGUCCAGAACGCCGAUAUCAUCUCAUCACUCCGUCAGCACGAAGGCGGCGACCUUCAGACCCACCACCGUCAGAUCUACCUCGACCAGAUACGAAAGCAAGUCGACGACGGAAUACAUCCCCUACGUCACGGUAUCGCCAAACUCGGUGUCUACCACUGACAAAUACGUGACCUCGGCGUCCAGCGUCACGGGCCACGUAUAUAACUCCCUGAACACCAGCCCGACGAAGACAACCCUGUCGGAUCACAUCCCGCGGGUGACCACCAAGUACUCGUCCACCAGGAGCCAGUUCAUCCCAACGAUGGCGCCGGUGAACGAGAUCGUAACGACGGCGACGACUCCGGCGACUUACUCGCAUCAUACGCCGAACUAUGUCUAUUUCUCCAAGUAUCCAUCCACGGAGACCUCGUCGACCUCAGCGGAGGAGGUGAAAACUCAAGGUUCGCAGGAGAAUCUAGCCACGUUAUUGAGAAAGGAAGGCCUCUUCGCUAUGGCAAAAUACCUGAGGCAGUCGGGACUGGAUAAUGUGCUGAACGAAACCGGUCCGUACACCAUAUUCGUCCCUACGGACAAAGCCUUCAGGACGUUGAUGGUGCAGCUGGGAGGGCCAGAGAAAGCUGAGCAGAAGUUCCACGACAAUCCAAGACUUCUAAGUGGGCUUCUUCUUCACCACGUCAUACCAGGAGCCUUCAGGAUCGAUUCCCUGCAGGACGAGAUGACCGGCGUCAGUCUCGCAGGAACGCAAUUGCGGGUGAACGAGUACACGAUGCAGGAUCACGAAUGGAACGACGUGAAAGUAACGGCGAUAAACGGGGCGCGAGUCGCGCCCAACAAACGGGACAUCGAGAUUCCUCAAGGUAUCGCCCACGCCGUCGACAGGGUCAUGUUCCCGCUUCCGGUCGGAGAUUUGGUGCAAACUCUGCAAGCCGAUCGUGAGAGGAGGUUCACCACAUUCCUCAGAAUGCUGCACGUGUCGGGCUUGGAGGACACGCUCACAGGACCGAAGACGUUCACCAUCUUCGCACCAACCGAUUCCGCUUUCACCGAUGCGUCCACGAAGAACGGCGCUCCAAUUUGGACCGAUGAGGACGGGCCGGAAGCGGCGAAGGCGAUAAUCUCGCGGCACGUGAUUCCCACGACUCUUUACACGGCCGGCAUGAGAUAUUACAUUCAAAAGGACACCCUUCGUCCACAAUCACCGGUUCAUAUCCACAAAAACGGCGGACGCGUACGAGUGAACGAGGCACACGUUGUGACGCAUAAUGUGCCAGCGACGAACGGUGUGUUACAUGCUAUCGACGGUGUUCUAUAAAACGACAGUUCGUAAUGAAUGCAAAUUGACGAUUAAGAUGCACAGAUUGCAAUCAUGCAGGUGAUAAUCGUAUAAUAAUUCGUCACAUUAAACGCAAUUGUAUCUAUUGUAUAAUUUCUCGAAAAGUUGAUGAGCUCGACAUAUCAAGUGAAUGUAAAUUGCUUGCGUGAGUGCGGUGAAACGUGUGGCAAUUAAAUCGAGUUAUAUUAAAGU